Messenger RNA from Mobula hypostoma (lesser devil ray), 3786 nucleotides. Its product is annotated as collagen alpha-1(XI) chain-like. The record is from RefSeq and is a predicted model, not a curated record. Lineage: Eukaryota; Metazoa; Chordata; Chondrichthyes; Myliobatiformes; Myliobatidae. Bases 1 to 2433 code for a protein of 810 amino acids. Gene Ontology annotation, biological process: extracellular matrix organization. Gene Ontology annotation, cellular component: collagen type IX trimer. The transcript has 32 exons. Gene Ontology annotation, molecular function: extracellular matrix structural constituent conferring tensile strength.
AUGGCCCCUCUCUUCAUCCAGCUUCCGACAGUUUCAAGGCACAACGUGCUCUCCGAGCGGCAGCUUCGCUCCGUCAGAACCAGCGCCUCCUUCUUCGUCGCUAGCGGUAUCCAGAUACACUUCGUAUUUAGAUCUCACGCCGACUUCCAACAUCAUUGGUGCUUGUUCUUGAUAAAGGACAAACUCUACGGUCCACCGGGAAAUACUGGUACCAAUGGUGUCAUAGGCAAGCUGGGGCCCCCAGGAGAUCAAGGACCACCUGGAGCAACAGGGAUCAUUGGGCCCCCUGGAUAUAAAGGAAAGGACGGAGCCAUUGGACCUGAAGGACCCUCUGGACAAAAGGGAGAAAAGGGUGAAAUUGGUCCAUUGGGAGGUGUUGGUGUAGCAGGGCUGGAUGGUGAGCAGGGUGAACCUGGUAGUGUGGGUGAAGAAGGCCCUGUGGGAAUAAAGGGAGAACAGGGUGAUCGCGGGCAACUGGGAAUAACUGGGCCUAAAGGGGCCAAGGGAGAACAAGGAGAUGAAGGGAUACCAGGUUCUCCAGGAGAGAGAGGAGAACCUGGAAUAAAGGGAGAAAUGGGGCCCAGAGGUGACUCAGGAGAUCUGGGACCAAGAGGAGAGAAGGGUGUCAUCGGUGCAGCUGGCGCCUCUGGAACCUUUGGGCCCAGUGGGACAGCAGGACAGCCGGGCAUUCGAGGCCUGAAGGGAGAAAAGGGAGAAGCUAACCUGAUGGGUGCUGUAGGUUUGACUGGCAUUCCAGGUCCAGUAGGAGAUCGUGGACAAGCUGGUCUGAUGGGACCGCCUGGAUCCCCUGGAGAAGAUGGUGCCAAAGGAGAAAAGGGUGAAUUAGGACCUCUUGGAAUUCCUGGACUCAUUGGUGACACAGGAGCUGAGGGAUUAGCUGGCGAGAAGGGAGAUGCAGGAGAAUUUGGCAGUCCUGGGUCCACUGGUCCAUCAGGUUCCAUGGGAUCAAAAGGCUCCCCAGGCCCCAAGGGUGACCUCGGACUUCAGGGAGUGAAGGGUGAGAGUGGUCCCAAGGGUGAACCCGGACCCAUGGGGCCAGAUGGAGUAUCUGGAGAACGAGGUCCAACAGGGAAAACAGGAAUGAAGGGUCCUACUGGUGAGCAAGGACCACAGGGUGAAGAUGGACAUCCAGGCAGAAUGGGUCCAAGAGGCCAAGAAGGUUCUGAAGGCAAGAAAGGGGUCAAAGGAGAAAAGGGUGAUAAUGGGCUGGAUGGAAUUCCAGGGCACCCAGGGAAUCCAGGAAGAGAGGGGAAGAGGGGAAAAGCAGGACCAAGAGGACCAAGAGGGAAUAAAGGACUAAAGGGCCCAAGGGGCGAGAGGGGACCAGCAGGACCACCUGGAUCAAUCGGACCUCCUGGCGUUCCCGGGGCAAAACCUGAAAAAGGGAGUCGGGGGGUGAAAGGUCAGAAGGGAUCGAGAGGUGAUGCAGGAAUUUCAGGACCCCCCGGUGACCCAGGCAAGAAGGGGAAACCAGGACUUGAAGGCUUACCGGGAGUAUUGGGCCAGAAGGGUGAGCAGGGAGAUGAUGGUCACCCUGGUGAUGAAGGAAGGAAAGGGUUGCCAGGAGUUCUGGGUCGCCUUGGACUUAAGGGACUUAAAGGAUUUACAGGAAGCCCAGGAAGAAAAGGCAUUCAAGGACCACCAGGUCCCCCUGGUCCUCCUGGUCUACCUGGCCCUUUGCUGAAGAUUUCUGGAGAAGAUUUCCAGCUGAUAAUGAACAAAACCCAUGGCUCAGGUUCCAGGAGCAUAUGGAAGGCUUUGGAAACUUUAAGUAUGGAGAUUCGGCAUAUAGUGGCCCCACCCACUGGAACCAAGGCCAACCCUGCCACAACCUGCAAGGAACUACAGCUGUGUCAGCCCCAGCUCCGUGAUGGUUUCUAUUAUAUUGACCCCAAUCAGGGAUGUCCUUAUGAUGCUCUUCUGGUGUUCUGCAAUUUUACAGCUGAUGGAGCUACAUGUUUGCCAACCAAGGAAAAUGAGGUACCUCCAAAAGGGUGGUUCAAAGAAUAUUCAAAGGAAAGUACAUACCAAUGGUUCAGCUCUACUGAGGGAGGAUUUUUGUUUGAAUAUCCUGGAGUGAAUAUUGUACAGCUUCGUUUGCUAAAACUUCACAGUACCUAUGCCAGCCAAAAAAUAACCUACAAAUGUAAUCCAGGCCUUAAUUCAUUCAGAAGUGACCACAGAACUAUUCAGUUCAUGGGGGACAAUCAAAAGAAAAUAUACAAUGGAUACAAAGGAUUCACAAUCAACUCUGAUGGAUGCUUGUUGAAUGACUCUGGGCCUCACACAGUUGAGUUUGAAGUCACUACCGAUGAGGUUGACCUCCUCCCUCUGAGGGAUUUGGCGGUGUUUAAUAAUGGUGCAGAAACUCAGGAGUUUGGCUUUUCUAUUGGCCAAGUGUGUUUUUAUUAAUCGGUCCAGCCUCGGGGAAGCCGUUGCUGUUCACGAAACCUGAGUCAGCCAACCUGUGCAGUGCCAGUAAACCUGGCAUUGCAAGAAAAGCACUUUUUUCCAAUGGCAAUUUUGUAAAGAUUUUGGUUUCCUCUCUGAGGUCUUGACAAAUAUUUUGGACUAACCCCCUACUGAACGGCCAAAUGUUGUUUACAUUAAUGGUGCGACUCAGAAACAUCUGCUGGCAACUUCUGCAGCCAUUGCCGCCAACCUGUGUGUCGAACUGUGCCAUUUAAUGGUCAAAGCUGGAUUACGGUGUGUCCCCACGUUCAAUCCUGCACUUAAAAUGAACUUUUCAAAACCAGUUUACAGACCAUUGAUUUGGCAGUUUACAAAGUAGCGUCUGUAUGAUGAGCUGUUUGAAAACAGUUGUGUAAAAGCAUUGCUAUUUGUCAGUACUUUACCAUUUACAGUAUACUUCACCUGAACUUUAACUUUCCAAAUGUUAGAUGUUUUAUUUCCCAAUCAUUUCCAUGUUUCAUCCUGAGCCAUCAGAUCUUUGUUCUUAAGCAGUAGUUGUGAUGCCACAGGGAAUUUCCAGGUGCCUACUGAACCAUCCUCUCAAUUUUGUUGGUGGAUUUGAUAUAGUUUUCCGAAGUUCAGAAUAAGUCAGCCGAACUAUUCCUGUGGUGAUGUAACUACUAGAAUUAAAAAAUGCAAUGACAUUUUCUGUUACACAUUCAUAGAUAAAUCAUCUUUUUUUCUGUUAUGAAGGCAUUCUAUAGAAAAGUAUUUCAUGUAUACAACACAUUGUACAGUUGAUCUGUAGUGAGCAUGAAGAACCUUCCAGAAGAGAAUGAUUGUGUUACUUUUGCCAUUGACAGUGUUGUAAAAGCUGAUCGAUCUGACUUGCCCAUGUUGUGGAUAUCUUCUGCAUAUUCAGUGUAACAUUAUAAAAUAAAUCUCUGUUGUCAUUGCAUUUCAAAACAAAAGGAUAACCAGACUGAUGCUCAAACACUUCUGUGGAAGAAAGACAACAUUGUGCACAAAGCCUUUGCUAGCUUUGCGAUCUUUGCACAUUGGCAGAUUUGUCUUAAUUAAACAAGUUUUCAUUUUAAUCUUCUUGUUCCAUUUUGAUACCUAUAAGAUUUAUACUUUUUUUGUACAUUAAGCACAUUUAGAGCUCUCUCUGUAAUAUUGAUCAUGUACAAUAGUCAGAAGGAUUUCUGGAAUGAAAACCAGGCAGGCUAUCCCAGAAUACUUAGCCGUCAAAGGACAGCUGUUCUGUGCUUUUCAACAAAAACCAUUGUAUCUCUGGUGUCAUUUUCUGUACCACGCGUCCUGGUGCUUAUUCCAUGAUUCUAAAUGAAAGUA